Messenger RNA from Neopsephotus bourkii (Bourke's parrot), 1437 nucleotides. RefSeq lists its product as uncharacterized. Bases 121 to 1437 code for a protein of 438 amino acids. The transcript is spliced from 3 exons. The record is from RefSeq and is a predicted model, not a curated record. NCBI's taxonomy places the organism in Eukaryota, Metazoa, Chordata, Aves, Psittaciformes, Psittacidae.
UUUAGCACUUUUCUUCUUUUCAUUAUAACCAGUCAGUUCUUAUUAGGCAGAAAAGCCAAGUUAGAGAGCCUGAGAAAGUUAGAGAGCAAAAUCAUUCCAGAGAAACUUUCUCAUUAUCCAAUGUUUUCCCUCCCACACAGAAGAGUGCAGCCCAGAUGCCCUCAGUUCUUAGAAAUGAGUAGAAAAAGAAGAAAAAGCUGCAAGGGCAGAAAGAGCUCUGAUUCCAGAGAAUAUGAACAGUUGUCACCCAUUUGUAAAUGCCAACAAAAUGUAGGAAGCCUUGAAAAUAAAGCAGAUGAGGCUCUGGCUUGCUUCACUGAGCCACUGGACGUAAAGGGUACUGAAGAAGAUGGAAAAAAUCAUGAAAACAAGAAUCAGAGUAGCUCGGAUGCAUCUGAAGAUAAAGACCUUGAUAAUGUAUCAGACAGCGAAAAAGAAGGAAAGAAAGAAAAGAACUAUCCUCCUCAAAUGUUCUCUCCUCAACAAGAUGAGAUCCUAACUACAGUCACUUUUGGUGAAUCAGAGGGCUCAUCCACAGGAAAAAUUACACUAUGGGGCAAGCCAGACCCUGCAGAGCUGGUUAGCUCGACUACUGGGAAAAUUACUGCAGAAGUAAAAUGUGGUUCUUUUAGUGUCAAAGUAGAAAUUAAGAACGUUUCUUUGUUUGAUUCUGGAACAAAUCUUGUAGCUGGAAAACAGAAAAGUUCAAAGAACAAUAAAGAUUGUCAUGAAAGGCAAUACCAGAAAAGCCAGUGUUCAAAAUGUUCAAAGUACCAGUGCCCUUUAACUGACCACUCAGCAGAACACAGUGAGCAAUAUAAGGGAUCCUCUAAACAUAAAAUUCAAACUGAUGUCCACAAAAAUGCCUCCCUGAAAUUGACCAUUGACACAAAGGAAAUUGAAGUGGAAUUUACCAACAGAAAGAAAAACCUAAAGGUUAGCAUCAAACCGGGUGAACAGGCACAGAGCAAACCCUGCAACAGGGAACACGAAGACACAUAUUGGAGUGAAACAGAUUAUUCUGUAACAGAGGUGCAUCGCAAUACAGAUUGUGAGUCAUUUAGCUUCUGUGAAAAAGUAGGCUAUACAUUCCUAGAUGGAUGUACACUUCUCCCUCCACCUCAGGAGUUUGCUGACUGUGACAAAACGCAUUUGGAUACAAUUGCAGAGAGAGUAUCUUUGUACCCUAUUAGUGACAGAAAAGAAUCUGACAUCCUCUCCCCAGCCUUGAAAAAUUUCGAGGAAGAAAGCUAUUUCUGUAAAUAUAACAAAAAGGACUGUGGAGAGCACAGCAGUGAAAAGGAAGAUUUUUCAAAAGACAAAAUACUUUUCUCAAAAAUAGAUAAUACAAAUUGUCUUGUAGCUAGUAAUACUUGGAAUAACCCAAACUCUGGGAAGAAUAUCACUAUACAGAACUUGGUAAGUGUCCUGACUUGA